Molecule: messenger RNA, 5713 nt
Organism: Lytechinus pictus (painted urchin)
Lineage: Eukaryota; Metazoa; Echinodermata; Echinoidea; Temnopleuroida; Toxopneustidae
Product: putative oxidoreductase YteT
Exons: 13
Coding region: 353-1675 (440 amino acids)
Molecular function (GO): nucleotide binding
Source: RefSeq, a predicted model, not a curated record
GUUCUGUCAGUGGGUGCGGUUGAUUUGGAGGAGCCAAUUGGUCGAAAAGGACUAUGUCUACUGGAAUUUCACAUUUUUGCUGUAGGGGGUUGUCGAAGUUGCUUGAACGGCGUAUAGGAACAAAUCGCCUGGUCGGAACAAAUCGGCUAUAUGACGAUCGCAUCACACAACAAAAUUAGGAACUAAUCGGCGAAUAAAAGAGCCGCCGAUUAGUUCCUCCGGCCCCGAUCGGCUGCCCGGUCCAAUUCGCCUAUGACGUUGACACGGUACCUAUACCCGGCCAGAAGUACUCGCCUAUGACACCGGCCAAGAACUAGGAGUAGGAAGGGACUGGCAACUGAAGGAGACAGACAUGGCCGAGAGUAUGAUGGAAGAUGUUUCUGAGCCAUCUCGAGAGGCAAAACUGGUCACCGCCAUUGUGAUAGGUGCGGGCAAUAGAGGCCAGACUUAUGCUGGUUAUGCUCUGGAAUUUCCUGAUAAACUGAAGAUUGUGGGUGUAGCAGAUCCCAGGAAGUUCAUACGGACUCACAUGCAGAAGAUCUUUGAUAUUCCUACAGAUAAUGUCUUUGAAGAUUGGAGAGAACUAGUGGAGCAGAAUAAGUUUGCUAAUGCUGCCAUCAUUGCCACCCCGGACAGACAUCACAUAGAACCAGCUUUGGCAUGCGCGGCUAAAGGAUACCAUAUUCUCUUGGAGAAACCAAUGGCAAUCACAGAAGAAGAUUGCAGGAAGAUAGUGAAGUCUUGUAAUGAAAACAACGUCAUGCUGGCGGUCUGUCACGUCCUGAGACACUUCCCUCCUAUGAAGAAAAUCAAGGAACUCAUUAUGUCUGGUGUCAUAGGCGAUGUGGUAAACAUACAACAUCUAGAACCAGUGGGCUUCUACCAUUUUGCACAUUCCUUUGUCAGAGGAAAUUGGCACAAAGAAUCCGAGUCGACCUUUUCUCUCCUCGCUAAAUGCUGCCAUGAUAUGGACCUCAUACAUUGGUGGAUGGGACCAAAUAGGUGUCAAAGUGUGUCUUCAUUUGGGUCAUUACAACAUUUUAGGAGAGAAAAUAAGCCUGAAGGUGCAGGUUCUAGAUGUGUUGAAUGUGCUGUAGAACAACAAUGUCCAUACUCGGCUCAGAAACUCUACCUAAAGAACGUCUUAAUGGGCAAUAUAGGCUGGCCUGUAUCAAUCAUCACCGAUGUACCUACACCAGAGUCUGUAAAGGAAGCGCUAGAAAAAGGGCCUUAUGGGAAAUGCGUGUACGAAGGAGAAAACGAUGUGUGUGAUAACCAGGUAGUUAAUAUGCUGUUUGAUGGAGGAAGAACAGCUACACUAACAAUGGUUGCUUUCAGUGAGAAACUAUGUGAAAGACAGGUCAGAAUAUUUGGCACUAAGGGAGAGAUUACGUAUUCUGGUGGCACGUCAAUCCACUUAUUUGAUUUCCUGACCCGUCUGACGAAGGAGAUCUACCCAUGGUCCAUCACGCCGGUGAGGACGAGACUUACAGGUCACGGUUGCGCCGACCUCUUCCUUAUGCAAAACUUUGUGGAAGCAGUCGCGACCGAUGAUCCAUCUCUUAUCACAACUGGUCCUGAAGACACGCUUGAGAGCCACCUUCUAACAUUCGCAGCUGAGAGGGCCCGCCGUCAGAACCGUGUAGUAUCCAUUGAACCACUCAUGGAAUGGUGAUGUCAGCUGAACCCCAUCCUGCUUUCACCCUUCCACUUUCACCUUUGUCCUUUGAGAGCCACCAUCUUAUACUUGCAGCUGAGAGGGCCCGUCAUCAGAACAGUGUACUGAACUACUCAUGGAAUGAUGAUGUCAGCUGAACCUGUCCUGUUACCCUUCACCUUUCACCUUUCAGAGCCCCCAUCUAACAUUCAUAGCUGAAAGGGUUCGUUGUCAAAAACCGGGUAGUAACCAUUGAACCACUAAUUGAAUCUUGAUGUCAGCUGAACCCGUCUUGCUGUCACCCUUCCACUUUCACCUUUGUCAUUUGAGAGCCACCAUCUUAUAUUUGCAGCUGAGAGGGCCCGUUAUCAGGCCCCCGUUGCAUAAAAGUUACUAUUAUGGUAACUUUGUCAUCCAAUGGUAACUACCAUGGUAACGUUGAUCACCAACCAAUCAAAAUCAAGGAUUCCAGACAAGUUACCAUUGGAUGGCAAAGUUACCAUAAUGGUAACUUUUAUGCAACGGGCCCAGAACAGUGUACUGAACUACUCAUGGAAUUGUGAUGUUAGCUGAACCUGUCUGCUGUCACCCUUCAACAUUCACCAUUGACCUUUGAAAGCAAACUUUUGCAGCUGAGAGGGCCCGCUGUCAUGGAUUGGUUGAUGUUAGCUGAACCCAUCUUGCUGUCACCUUGGACCCUUCACAUUUUCAUCUCUGACCUUUGAGGACUACUCCAAAUUUGAUUGUGAAAUGCAGUCUGUCCAUUACGUGGUUACCAAGAUCAAAUUCCCAAGGCUCAGCUACACAAGGUUUAGUAAUCAAUCACUCAUUGGCAUUGACCAAUCUGGAUCAUUUUGGGAUGCCCAUUUCGUUCAAAACACUUUCCAGGAACCAAUCAGGAUGGCUCUUUCAUAUUUGCAAUCCAUCACAAACCUAUGAGUUACUUGCUAUCUCUUAACUACACAGAUUCAUAUCAGAUGGUUGAGAUUAUAAUUAAUCCCAAAUCCUUGUAAUACAGGGCCCAAUCUUAUCCUUGUACUAUUGUUCUACAAAUCAAUUCAGAGUAGAUAAUUGGUAAUGUCUUAAUCAUGUAGACUACCACCUACAUGUAUAAACCAAACAACGAUUGCUUGUGCACUUUGAAUGUUUCACAGAAAAAAACAAAAAACACUUUUGCAAAUCUGGCACUUCCUUCAAAUCAUGGGAGCCAGAACAAAGGACUAUCUUUUGUACUGGGGGGUGGGGGGGGGGGGGGAAGGAGGAGUAGGAGGCAAUGCAAUAAUGGAUGUCCCCCCCCCCCCAUGAACAAAGGAUAAUCCUCUGUGCUGACACCCACACAUCAAAUUGACAAUCACACCAGCUCUGGAACUCUGUAUAUCAUCAGUUUUUUAAUUGUGACUUAUCAACUCAAGCUCAGCUGUAAAAAAAUAAUUAUUAUAAUUCGAUGAAAGCAAAGCAUUGAAAUAGGAUAUGAUUUGUUGGAAUUAAUAUGAACACUGGAGUGUUUUUCUAAAGAGGUGUCUAUUUCACAUCUAUGGGUGAUUAUGAUUAUUUCACAUAUUGAUAGAUUCAUUUGCUAAUGAAUACUUAUCCAAAAUGGUUUUCACACUUUGCUUGUUCAUUCUUCAGCAAGCAGGCCAAGCUCGUUAGGGUAGUGUUUCAUGAAAAGUUUGUCAGUAAUUUUCACUCACUAAUUUGUUCUCAGCCAGUCAGAUCCAAGGAAUUUGAGCUGUGUUCUCGUGGUUACGACUCUCGUCUUUCAAUCAGAGGAUGUGGGCUUGAUUCCCAACCAUGGCGUGUUUUCCUUCAGCAAGAAAUUUACCCACAUUGUGCUGCACUCAACCCAGGUGAAGUGAAUGGGUGGGUACCUGGCAGGAUUAAUUCCUUGAAUGCACUGAGAGCUGAAAGGCAGCUCAAGCUAAAGCCGCGGUAUUAAUAACAAUGCGCCCCGGAAUAGAUUAUUUCUAGAUAGAUGGCGCUAUAUAAUUGCCUAUUAUGAUUAAUUUCAGUGGCUUAUUUCAAUAGUCAGUGAAAAUCUCUGCCUACAUUUUUCAUGAAAUGCCCCCCGCCCUGUUGGCUCAUGUGUUUAUAUGUUUAGUAAACAUUUUGAUUUGUUGAAAACCUCGAACCAAAUGUUAAAAAAGAUCAUAUGUGAUUGAUAUGAAUGUAAAAUAUAUAUGCACACAUACUUGCUAUCUUGAAAAUAUAAGAAACUUUAGAAGUAUAGUCAAAUCCAUUUUUUAAAGAUAUACAUUUUAAUUUACAAAACUCCUGGAAGUUUAUCUUUCUCAAGCAACAUUUUGGUCAGUGAAAUUAAAAAUCAAGUUGCCUUUCAUUUUCAUUUAUCUUAUUUUAUAAUCAUUCUCAUUUCUGCAUUUAGCUCAUCAUUUUCAUAAUAUUCAUUGUAUCAUUUCCACUGCCUGCUUUUAUCAUUAUCAUCAUGUAGACUCACUUCAACAAUAUAAUUCUUUAUGACAUUUCACAUUUUGUUUAAUCAAUUGUAAAGGGCAUGUUAAAAAUUUAAUUCAAGAAUUGAAAAUGCAACUCCAUCCUAUCUUGUACAAUGUAUGCGUACAACUGUUAGUUUCAGUUGCUGCUCAAAGCAGCUUUUAUUUGUUAUAAUUGAAGAGUGAACAUAUGUUGUCUGAAUAGGUUAUCCUGUGUACAAGGCAGCAAUGGACAUGUAUGUUUGUGGAUCAAAGUAUUUUUUUUAAUCAGUACUAUUAAAUUUACAUAAGCUGAUAUGUUGAUGUUUGGAUGAUCAUAUUGUCUAAAAUCAAAGUCCUGCUUCAUGUUAUAAGAUUUCCGUCAAAAUGGAUUUGGUAAUAAAUUGCAAAAGCAUUAUAGUCAUAGCAUCCUGAAUAAUCAAAUAUACCUGAUUCAUGUUCUGGAUAAUAUGAUUUUUGAGUGGUGUAGUUUAAAUACAUCCUGAAUAAAGUCUAAAUCAGUAUUUUAGACAAUUGGAAGAAUGCUUGGACGUCAAGUACGAUUCUGAAACAAUAAACAAGGCUUCUGGUUCUCUUAUUUCAUUUAAUCCGUUCUGUAGGACUAUUCAUAAUCUAUUGCAGCAAAUCAAUUUUAUACUCUCAUUAUGUUAUUGAUAUAUCACAAUCUUUUUAGCAAAUUACAUUCCGGUGGAUCAUAUAUUUUGAGGCAGGCGUACUGGGUGUGAACUUCAUAUUCGUUGUUGACCAAUUGGUGUUGAGCUUAUUUUAGAAUCAGUACAGCAUCUAACUUUAUGAAUAUGGUCAUGGUCUGAAUAUCACUAGGUGUUAAGACUCACAUUGGGUGUUGGUGCUUGGGAAGGCUAUAUGAAGUGUACUUAUAACACCUCCAACAACACCAACACUACACUUGUAAUUACUCACUGUGCUCACUUUGUAGAAGCAAUGUGCUGUAGAGGUUCUGACUCUUGCCUUUUAAUUAGACCAGAGGGUCAUGAGUUCAGAGGUGUCUUUCAUGAAAGAAGUAGUCAGUGUCUUUCAUUAUUUGUUAUGCGCUGUUUAAAGCUUCUGAAAUCCAUGCAUAUGAUUGGCUCAGAGAAAAUGUCUCAAUGAAUACAACUUACAAGAUUGUCUCGUGAAAUGCUCCCUCAAACUAACAUCCCUCUGAUUAAAGGGCAAGAGUCAGAACUCUACACUACUUUGCCGACUAAAACACACCUCUGUUCUAGAGAUGUUAUUUCCGUCAGCAAGAAAUCAAUACAUGUGCUGCUGUUCACCCAUGAGUUAUUCUGAUAUUUCAAAGUGGUAUUGCUUGAAACCCACUUCUUUUAUGAAUAUAAAUAGUAUGACAGAACAGAUUCCUGUUUGAAAGGUAUUCUUAUGAUCUCUGACUUUGAACUUCUGUUACUGAGUUUGGACCCUACAAAGUGCUUUUGAAAUGCUUUGUUUCAAAUUAUUUGUUGACCAAAGAUGACAUAUUGCUUACAGUUUUUUAAUGUGACCAACUAUUUGGAAGAAUAUACAUGUACAUUGUUAAUUUUAUUUUGAUAAUUUUACUGAAAUGUAUCAGCACAGUAUAUCAUAAAUUAAAUAUGACAUUUUUAUACUAUCA